AUGAAUGGGCGAUCAGAUGUGGAUAACCACAUUGAUCAUUUACGAGCUGUGCUCGAGUGUAUGCGGACGAAUAAGUUGUAUGCUAACGCAUCGAAGUGCAUCUUCGGUGCGGAAGAGAUUCCCUUUUUGGGAUGCUUCAUUGGGAAGCGAGGAAUCCGGGCAGACCCUGUUAAGGUCAAAGCCAUAGUGGAUUGGCCGGUUCCGAGGAACCAAAAGGACCUACGCAAGUGGCUUGGCCUUGCAAAUUACUUGCAUAAGUAUAGCCACAACUAUGCGGAAGUGGCUAGGCCAUUGUCGAAUCUCCUUAAAAAGGAUGUGGAAUGGUGUUGGAACACCGAGCACCACGAGGCUUUUGAAGCCAUUAAGGAGAGUCUCCUUCAGGCGCCAAUUCUGGCUUUGCCUGAUCCUGAUCGCCCGUUUAGCGUCGUAUGUGACGCUUCGGACUUUGCCAUUGGCAGUGCUCUUUUGCAAGUCGACUCUGAGGGUCGAGAACGCGUCAUCGCGUUUGAGUCUCGCCAGCUGAAAGCUGCAGAGAAGAACUAUCCAGUUCAUGACAAGGAGCUACUUGCGAUGAAAUCAUGCGUCAUUACGCACAGCGACACAGUCGCCUCACCUCUCGCAGAGAAUGGCUCGUUGGCUCUCGUUUUUCGCGGAGUAUAA
Molecule: messenger RNA, 660 nt
Organism: Peronospora matthiolae
Lineage: Eukaryota; Oomycota; Peronosporomycetes; Peronosporales; Peronosporaceae
Source: the annotation of a GenBank genome assembly